Dendroctonus ponderosae (mountain pine beetle) is the source of this 1110-nucleotide messenger RNA. Its product is annotated as F-box only protein 6. The transcript is spliced from 5 exons. Gene Ontology annotation, cellular component: SCF ubiquitin ligase complex; cytoplasm. Gene Ontology annotation, biological process: glycoprotein catabolic process; SCF-dependent proteasomal ubiquitin-dependent protein catabolic process. The record is from RefSeq and is a predicted model, not a curated record. Lineage: Eukaryota; Metazoa; Arthropoda; Insecta; Coleoptera; Curculionidae. Gene Ontology annotation, molecular function: protein binding; ubiquitin protein ligase activity. The coding region runs from base 132 to 1043 and encodes 303 amino acids.
UAGAUAAUUGAGUAGAUUCUUGACUAAUGACGGUGGCAGUUGAAUAUUGAGGUUAAUUGUUUUGAGUAUAUGUUUACUGUUUACCUGCAAAGAAUCUUACCGAUCGUUGCUUAUUUGCCUAUCUUGUUAACAUGGCUGGAGAUCUAAGAAAAGUGUCCGAUGACAUUAAAUUCGUGGAAGAAUUUGAGCUGGACAAAAGCGAAGGGCUAAACGGCCUGAUACUCAAUGAGCUCUAUCUGCCCAAAGAGCUUCUGUUGGAAAUUCUGUCCAAUUUACGCGCCCAAGAUGUAAUGAAAUGUUCAUUAGUAUGUAAAACCUGGUUCAAUCUGACCAGGUCCACCGCAUUGUGGAAAUCCAUCUACUUUAAGCAGGAACAACGCAAGAAAGUUCCUAACCUUCCUUGGUAUGUGUUUUAUUGCCAUUUGUCGAGCGAUUAUUUUCGAAAUGUGAUCAAAAAUGGCAAUGGCGAGCUCCUGUUCAAGCACUGGGAGAUUCUGAGAAAUCAGGGCGACAAAUUUGGAGUGGAAAAAGUGCCUACAGGCUCCGAUCCGCUGCCUGCCGACAUUCCAGAAUUCCAUGGACAAACCAGCUGUUUUGUCACAUCGUAUGAAUACUGUAUUAAAUACCAGAAAUUCGACGUCAGCUCGAAGCCACUGCUUAGUUACAUAAUUCAGAAAUAUCGGCCCAUUCUGUACGCCAGCGAGUGGUAUACAGGGCGAUUUGAUUGCAGUUGCAUCUACGAAUUGUCGUUGGCUUGUUUGCCGCCAUGCGAAAAAUCGGACCCGAAAAAGCUGCUAAAACAUAAGCGAUACCAGAAGUCAGUAUCUGGAACGGCUGGAUUAGACCACACGCAUUGGGAGAAAAAGGAACUGUUUUAUGAGACUUAUCCAGAUGAUUUGGCCACAAUUGCGUUUAUUCAUCAGGGCAAGGACCAACAGUUCUGGAAAGGCCGCUAUGGCAGUAAAAUGGCUGGAGGCGUCUUAAAGUUUGUUUUCGAGUCAAUUCAACCCUCGCCGGAUGAUUUGAGCACGGAAGAAUUGUGAUUUGUUUCGCUUUUUAUUUAAUGUUGAUAUUGUUCGCUUUAAUCCUAUUAAAUUAUUGCUGUUAAAA